UUAUAUAUCUUCGUGCUAUAUGGGUUCGCGCACAGCUGAUCAAAUAUGAGAUGGAUACACACCUACAUUGAAGGAUUUGGUGGCGUUGUCGUCGUGUGUGUGUACGACGGUGCAGGUGUAGAAUAGUGGAGAGAAAGGGAGAUGAAUACAAAGGGACAGAGACCAGAAACAAGGGGAAUAAAGAAAAAUAUAUAGAAUACAUAUACUAAAGCAGAAAAUAAAAAAAAACUAUUCAUCGUGUAUAUUUUUAUUCCAACCUCUCCCGUGUCGCAUAUUCAUGUUUAUUCAGUAGUUCUAAUGGUAAAAAAAAAGAUACUCAGUUUUUAUCCCCUUGUUGUCGUUGGAGUCACUGCCCUGGACUCAUGCUGCUCGAGAUAAGACCUUGCUGAUUCGUGUUUUUGAUUUCCCACAGGUAUCAUGGAUUCGACAAGAAGAUCUGAUGGUUUUGGCCACGAACGAGAUCACGUUCACCACAGAUGAACGAUUCAAGGUGCGGGCGUGGCGAACAGGAGGCGUGUGGGCGUGGGACUUGCAGAUCGAGGAAGCAACACUGAAUGACGCUGGAAUUUAUGAAUGUCAAGUUAACACGCGGCCGAAAGUGUCUCAUCCGGUGUAUCUCGACGUGCAAUUGGGAGGCGCGGUGAUCGCAGGGCCGCCGGAGGUGUACGUGGAGGCGGGGUCACGGUUGCUGCUGACCUGCUGGGUGCAGGCUCCCCCACGCCCCCCCGGCCCCAUCACCUGGCUGCAUAACACGACGCCUAUUCACGCUGAAGGAAGCAGGGGCGGAGUGAGCUUGCACGUGGCACAGGAAGGCGCCAAGGCCAGUGCCAGGCUCUCCCUCACCAGCGUCACGCCCAAAGACGCCGGAAAUUACACCUGCCAACCCGAGGGGCUUGACCCAGCGCACGUAUCCGUCUUCGUUCUGCAAGACGAGGAGCCACGCGCCAUGCACCAUGACGCAAGCACUCCUUCCUCGAGGAUCAACACCAAGCUCCUUAUUCUAGGCAUCUUCAUUAUCCUUCUUACUCACACGGACAGAUGAUAAUACACUCCUGGGACAAGAUAGGUUGAGGCUCUGGGAGGAGACUGUCGCUUCUCCUCUCCCUGAUGUGAUGCUAGGCCUGUAACGGAGUGGACUGAUGUGAAGUCAAAAUACAAGGGGAUACGUCAGAUUACAGGCUCAGAAGAUUUCUUAACUCUUUGAAUGUAAUGCACACACACACACACAGAUACAUAUGUGUAUGUGUAUGUAUAUAUAUGUGUGUGUGUGUGUGUGUGUGUGUGUGUGUGUGUGUGUGUGUGCGUGCGUGUGCAUGUGUGUGUGCGUGUGUGUGUACAUAUAGACACACAUAUGUAAAUACAUGUUUUUAUAAGAGAGGAUGUGCAUAUAAAAACUAUUUUAAUUAGCCUGUGGAAGAAGUUACAGAUUUAAGUAUGGUUUUCAAAGAGAGCCAAAAACAUAAAAGAAAAAUCAUCAGACAAAAGCAAAUAUACAUAUAUAUCAUUGUUCUCUCACUGUUAUUAUGAAAUUUUAAAACAAUGAAAAUAAAGAGUUAUGGGUUUCGACUCUGACAAAUAUACAGUAUCUUUUCAGCCCUUUUGCUU
Messenger RNA from Penaeus monodon (black tiger shrimp), 1605 nucleotides. RefSeq names its product hemicentin-2-like. The transcript has 5 exons. Gene Ontology annotation, cellular component: neuron projection membrane. The record is from RefSeq and is a predicted model, not a curated record. The coding region runs from base 440 to 1042 and encodes 200 amino acids. Gene Ontology annotation, biological process: synapse organization. NCBI's taxonomy places the organism in Eukaryota, Metazoa, Arthropoda, Malacostraca, Decapoda, Penaeidae.